This is a messenger RNA of Cucumis melo (muskmelon), 1785 nucleotides long. RefSeq lists its product as uncharacterized. The record is from RefSeq and is a predicted model, not a curated record. NCBI's taxonomy places the organism in Eukaryota, Viridiplantae, Streptophyta, Magnoliopsida, Cucurbitales, Cucurbitaceae. Gene Ontology annotation, biological process: DNA integration. The transcript is spliced from 3 exons. Bases 1 to 1785 code for a protein of 594 amino acids. Gene Ontology annotation, molecular function: nucleic acid binding; RNA-DNA hybrid ribonuclease activity.
AUGAGGAAGGAUGCAGUCUUUGAUUGGGACCAAUCAUGCCAAAAUGCAUUUGAUAGCAUAAAGAAGUAUCUGUUCAACCCUCCGGUCUUAAGUGCGCCUGCAGCUGGAAAACCAUUAAUAUUGUAUAUUGCAGCUCAAGAGACUUCGCUCGGGGCAUUACUUGCACAAGAAAAUGAUAAAGAUAAACUGAGACAUUAUAUGCAAGCAUUCACUAUACACUUGGUGGCAAAAUCUGGUCCUGUCAAAUAUAUCUUAUCAAGGCCAGUCAUCUCGGGACGCCUCGCGAAGUGGGCUAUUAUACUCCAACAAUAUGAUAUUGUAUAUAUCCCCCAAAAAGCAGUGAAGGGCCAAGCAUUGGCAGAUUUCCUGGCUGAUCAUCCAGUUCCAUCAAAUUGGAAGUUAUGUGAGGUUUUACCUGAUGAGGAAGUAUUGUUAGUUGAAAGCAUGGAGCCUUGGAUCAUGUUCUUUGAUGGUGCGACACGAAGAAGUGGAGCUGGUGUUGGCAUUCUCUUCAUUUCUCCUGAGAAACAUAUGUUGCCAUAUAGCUUCACACUCGGUGAGUUUUGUUCAAAUAAUGUUGUCGAGUACCAAGCCCUUAUUAUCGGCCUCCAAAUGGCUUCAAAAUUUGGGAUAAAGUGCAUAGAAAUAUUCGGUGAUUCGAAGUUAAUCAUAAAUAAGCUCUCUUAUCAGUACGAGGUAAAGCAUCAAGACUUGAAGCCUUACUUUAGUUAUGCUAGAAGAUUGAUGGACAGAUUCGACAGCAUAAUAUUGGAGCAUAUACCGAGAUCAGAAAAUAAGAAAGCUGAUGCACUUGCAAAUUUGGCCACUGCUUUAACAGUCUCGGAAGACAUACCAAUAAACAUUUCCCUUUGUCAAAAAUGGAUUGUGCCUUCAAUUGAAAGUCAAUACGAAGAAGCUGAUGUGAUAUCUGUGUAUGCAAUUGAUGAAGAAGAUUGGCGCCAGCCCAUUAUAGACUAUUUGGAGCAUGGAAAACUUUCCACCGAUCCUCGACAUAGAGCCAAAAUACGUAGAAGAGCUGCGCGAUUUAUUUAUUACAAAGACACACUUUACCGACGCUCAUAUGAGGGACUUCUGCUGAAAUGCCUAGGGAAAGAGGAAUCGACAAAGGCCUUAGAGGAAGCUCAUUCAGGUAUUUGUGAUGCCCACCAGUCUGGUCCAAAGCUCCAAUAUCAGUUGAAAAGAAUGGCCGUGCCAUUAAGAGAAGCAAAGAAGGAAAACAUUGUUAAUUUUGUUCAGACACACAUCAUUUACAGAUAUGGUAUUCCUCAUCGUAUCGUAACUGAUAAUGGAAGACAAUUCGCUAACACUUUGAUGGACAAGCUAUGUGAAAAAUUUAACUUCAAACAGUACAAGUCUUCUAUGUACAAUGCCACAGCAAAUGGAUUGGCAGAAGCAUUCAACAAAACUUUGUGUAGUCUGCUUAAAAAGGCGGUCUCCAAGACAAAAAGAGAUUGGCAAGAAAAGAUUGGGGAAGCAUUGUGGGCCUACAGAACUACCCAUCGUACUCCUACAGUUGUUACACCUUAUUCCUUAGUUUAUGGCGUUGAAGCAGUACUCCCACUAGAAAGAGAAAUUCCUUCCUUAAGAAUGGCAAUUCAAGAAGGGCUAACUACUGAAGACAAUGCUAAAUUACGCCUUCAAGAGUUAGAAGCACUUGACGAAAAGAGACUGGAAGAGCAACAAGCACUCGAAUGUUAUCAAGCACGAAUGUCAAAAGCCUUUGACAAACAGGUAAGGCCCGAUCAUUUCAAGUUGGUGAUUUAG